Molecule: messenger RNA, 1464 nt
Organism: Exophiala aquamarina CBS 119918
Lineage: Eukaryota; Fungi; Ascomycota; Eurotiomycetes; Chaetothyriales; Herpotrichiellaceae
Exons: 2
Coding region: 1-1464 (487 amino acids)
Source: RefSeq, a predicted model, not a curated record
AUGAAGUUUUGCCGAAGGGGCCACGGCUCUGAAAACGAUUACUAUCAAGUCAAACAUGAUCCAUAUGCCUCACAGCUAGAUCUUAUCGGGAUUGCACAAACAGAUAAACUCCCUUCAACAAGCACUUUCGACUCAUUCGAAGCUACAACAAUUCAAGAUCCGCCUUCACAGGCUCAUGGGCAUUCUAAAUUCCGUCAUUUCAGAGAGAAAUGGCGAAUCGGUGCGUUGCUGGCAGCUUCUGUGGCCAUGUUGACGGCAUUGAUCAACCUCAGCGUGGGAGCAUGGGCAACGUCUCUCACAAGAACCAGUAAUCCGAUGUCAAGUGGUAUCCUGGUUGAGAUAUUCCAUGGCGAUUGCAAAAGGGCGUCGACGAUGAAUACAUGGGCUCAUCUAGCUAUCAACGUAAUCAGCACCGGUCUUUUAGCAGGCAGCAACUACUGCAUGCAAGUCUUGGUUGCGCCGAGCAGAACGGACAUUGAUCGCGCUCAUGCGAAGUUCAAGUGGUUGGAUAUUGGCCUUCCCUCAAUCCGCAACCUUAGAUACAUCAAUCCUAGACGCAGAUGGCUCUGGGUACUUCUUGCAGCAUCCUCAUUGCCAUUGCACCUCUUAUUCAAUUCGUCAUUUUUCUCAUCAAUUGCGUCGAUGGACUACCAUGUCAUAUUUGCCACGCCCGGGUUCCUGGAAGGCGAUCGAUUCAACUACACGACCGCUGAUAUGUUUAGCUGGGCCAUGCCGUCAGAUACAGACAUUGCGCGAGUGCAACAGCAAGUGUUGCAAAAUUCUAGCCGAUUUGAGCGACUUGAGAAUGCGCAAUGCAUCAAGACUUAUGCCAAGGACAUAAUUACUGAUCGAAGAUCAGUUAUUGUGAUCACCAGCGAUGUUCCUGCCCCUGAGAAUGGUUCCGUCUUCCUAGCAACGGAGUCCUUCACUGCGUCUCCUGACACGGAAGCCUACCCUUGGAUCUGUCCAAUUUCAGCUUACGCAACCCCCGGGGCACCCCAGACCUAUUCGUACGCAUACAACGGAAGGUGCUCAACCCAAGUCGCGAAAGGUGAAAUUGAUCCUGCGAAUUGGAGGCCAACUAACAUCACUGCCGAGUUCUGUCUCAGUGAAAAGGUUCCCGAGCAAUGUGGGUUCUACGCGAAUGUUGCUAUCAUUUGGAUCGUCGUUGCAUGUAAUAUUGUGAAAGUUUUGAUCAUGGGUUAUAUUGUCCUUUCUCAUGGCCUUGAGAAGCCUCUAUUGACAAUUGGGGAUUCUAUAUCAGCGUUGAUUACCAGACCUGAUCCGAUGACGGAAGAUUUGGGUCCGACAACAAUCUAUGCAGUCAAAGUCCUUGGUCGCAGCAAAAGGUCCAAUCCGACCAAGGCUUGGCGUGCUGAUAAAUCUUCGAGCUGGCAACCCUCGAGUCGUCUCAGGUGGUUCCACGCGGUUUCGAUUUGGCGUUGGUCCUUGACAAUUCUUUAG